Molecule: messenger RNA, 713 nt
Organism: Cornus florida
Lineage: Eukaryota; Viridiplantae; Streptophyta; Magnoliopsida; Cornales; Cornaceae
Product: late embryogenesis abundant protein Lea5-like
Exons: 2
Coding region: 192-458 (88 amino acids)
Biological process (GO): response to stress
Cellular component (GO): mitochondrion
Source: RefSeq, a predicted model, not a curated record
UCAUUUCUUUCUUCAUCUUCUUCUUCUAUAUAUACUCCCUCUCUACCCAAACGAUCUUCACAACUCUAAAGCAAACGAGAAGUGUUCAUUUGCAAGCUACUGUGACAGAAGUUUUUCGAAAAGAAAUAAAUCCAAGAAGAACCAACUUCUUUUUGCUGUAGCUGGAGUUGAAUUCCACAGUUUGAUUCAGAAUGGCUCGCUCUUUCUCAAACGCUAAGCUUCUUUCUGCAUUCAUAGUCGAUAGAUUCUCUGUCGCUGCAAGCAGGCGAGGUUACGCGGCAGCGGCGCAAGGUGGGAGGAGCAGCGUGAUAGUGAAAAAAGGAGAAGAGUCAACAAAGACUCGUUCGUGGUCUCCAGAUCCCAUCACUGGAUACUACAGACCAGACAAUCACGCCAAAGAGAUUGACGUCGCCGAGUUACGAGAGACGCUCUUGAACCACAAGAUCAACCGCCCUUGAAACAAAACAAGUACCACUAGUAGAGGAAGAUGAUUUUCUCUCUCUCUCAUCCUAAAAAAAAAACGCAAUUGUCAAAGCUCUCUCUUGAUGACUCUGCUCUGGUGGCCUGUCCAACGAUUGUUGCUAUCUAUAUCAUUUUAAUUUCAUUUGCCUUAACGUUGAUGUUCUAUGUAUUCCAUCAACGUUUACAAUUCAGGAACAACCUUGGUUUCUUGGAAAGAACUAUAUGAAUAAAAAUUCUGAACUUCUUUAGCA